Molecule: messenger RNA, 1802 nt
Organism: Cucumis sativus (cucumber)
Lineage: Eukaryota; Viridiplantae; Streptophyta; Magnoliopsida; Cucurbitales; Cucurbitaceae
Product: GDP-mannose 3,5-epimerase 1
Exons: 7
Coding region: 353-1483 (376 amino acids)
Molecular function (GO): GDP-mannose 3,5-epimerase activity; NAD binding
Source: RefSeq, a predicted model, not a curated record
CGAAUGGCCUUCUUUUCUCCUUCACUUCGACCUUCUACUCUAUUAAUAGCGACCCAGAGCCUGCAUCCUCUGCACCACGCCAUUCGAUUCGACCCUUUUCCUCUUAUCACCAUUUAUCUCUACACAUUUCAUCUUCUUCCCUUGUUGUACCUAGUUCAACCGUCGAUUUCUGCCCUUUUUUGCUGAUAAAAACACCCAAAUUCCCAAUUCCAUUUUGUGGGUUUCCUCUACCUUCUUUUCUUCAUUUCUAGAUUUUCUUCUUUUCGUUUUUUGGGAUUUUUUUGGUGUUUUCCCUUCAGAUUUAGGGUUUGAAUUACUGGGUUGUUCUUGAUUUCUUGUUGUCUUUAUUGGAAUGGGGAGCGCAGGGGAAACCACUUAUGGGUCGUACACUUAUCAGGAGCUUGAAAGAGAGGCUUAUUGGCCAUCGGAGAAACUGAGAAUCUCCAUCACUGGAGCUGGUGGGUUUAUUGCUUCUCACAUUGCCAGGCGUUUGAAGAGCGAAGGGCACUACAUCAUUGCUUCUGACUGGAAGAAGAAUGAACACAUGACAGAGGAUAUGUUUUGCCAUGAAUUUCAUCUUGUUGAUCUCAGAGUGAUGGAUAAUUGUAUGAAGGUGACUGAGAAUGUUGACCAUGUCUUCAAUCUGGCUGCUGAUAUGGGUGGUAUGGGCUUCAUCCAGUCCAACCACUCAGUUAUUAUGUAUAACAACACCAUGAUCAGCUUCAAUAUGCUUGAAGCUGCAAGAAUCAAUGGGGUUAAGAGGUUUUUCUAUGCUUCUAGUGCUUGCAUCUAUCCUGAAUUUAAGCAAUUGGAAACUAACGUGAGCUUGAAGGAGUCAGAUGCCUGGCCUGCUGAGCCUCAAGAUGCCUACGGUCUGGAGAAGCUUGCUACAGAGGAGUUGUGCAAACAUUAUACUAAGGAUUUUGGUAUUGAGUGCCGAAUUGGGAGGUUCCAUAACAUUUAUGGCCCAUUUGGAACAUGGAAAGGUGGAAGGGAAAAGGCUCCUGCUGCAUUUUGCAGAAAGGCCCUCACUUCUGUAGACAAGUUUGAGAUGUGGGGAGAUGGUCUUCAGACAAGAUCUUUCACUUUCAUUGAUGAAUGUGUAGAAGGUGUCCUGAGAUUGACUAAGUCAGACUUCCGUGAGCCAGUGAAUAUUGGAAGCGAUGAGAUGGUUAGCAUGAAUGAAAUGGCAGAAAUCGUGCUUAGCUUCGACGACAAAAAACUUCCAAUUCAUCACAUCCCUGGUCCCGAGGGUGUCCGUGGUCGUAACUCAGACAACACACUCAUUAAAGAGAAACUUGGGUGGGCUCCCACGAUGAAGUUGAAGGAUGGAUUGAGAAUUACCUACAUGUGGAUCAAGGAGCAGAUUGAAAAAGAGAAGUCUAAAGGCAUUGACCUGACAGUUUAUGGAUCAUCAAAGGUUGUUGGUACCCAAGCUCCGGUUCAACUCGGGUCACUCCGUGCCGCUGAUGGUAAAGAGUAAUUAGUUAGUUAGUUCCAGAUAAUCUAUUCGGCCUGCAUCGGACGACCCGAGCUAUAUAGUAAAUGUUAUCAAAAGUUGUUAUUUACCCCUCCCCACCUCCUUUCUGUAGUAUUAUGAUGCUUACUGGAUGCCCUAAAUAUGCCUUUCUAUUCUAUUCAAUUUUAUCACUGCCCUUUCCUCCCCCAUCCUAAUGAUCCUUUAAGUAGGAAAUAUUAUAGUUCUCUCUUUCACCAAGUGGACUAUAAUAGUUCACAUGUUUUGAACUCCUUGUCUACCGUGUAUUAUUAUUUCAAAUUUUUUUUAGUUACCGUAUUGUUUA